This is a messenger RNA of Panicum virgatum (switchgrass), 1781 nucleotides long. Its product is annotated as coleoptile phototropism protein 1-like. NCBI's taxonomy places the organism in Eukaryota, Viridiplantae, Streptophyta, Magnoliopsida, Poales, Poaceae. Bases 127 to 1575 code for a protein of 482 amino acids. The record is from RefSeq and is a predicted model, not a curated record. The transcript has 3 exons.
CAGCUGCUGGCACGUCUCUCCCUCUUGCUCACCAACUACUAUUACUACACGCUCGGGCGAGGACAUACACGAUACACCAGUCGAGAGAGCUCUCCGAGCUUGCGCGCGCGCGCCCCGCCAGCAGCCAUGAAGUCGGCGUCUCAGAGCCAGAGCCCGAAGACCCCGUCGCCCCGCGGCAGCGGCGGCGGCACGCCCGGAGCCGGGGCCGAGCACGCGCGCUCGGCGUCGGAGCCGUGGCUGGCGGCGGCGGCGGCGGCGGCGAGCGCCAGCGACGACUCGUGCGUCAACGACGUGGACAACUUCGCGCGCACCGUGGCGGCCGUCAAGUCCAAGUCGGCGUCCUGCGCGCGCCCGGACAUGCUGGCCUCCGUGCUGUCGCACUACGCCGCCAAGUGGCUCCCGGACGUGGCGCCGCCCUCGGCGUCGUCCCCGGCGUCGUCGGCGUCGGGGCGGUUCCUGCCGCCGGAGAGCCCCACGGCGACGUGGCUCAAGAAGCGGCUCCUGCUGGAGUCCCUCGUCGCGGCGCUCCCGCCCGACCCGCCGGCGCCGGGGUGCAGCGGGGCCGCCGGCGACGACGGCAUCACGUGCGACUUCCUGCUCAAGCUGCUCCGCGCGGGGAGCAUGGUGGGCGCGGACGCGGCGCUUCUGCGGGACCUGGAGGCCCGCGCGGCGCGGCGGCUGGACCAGGCCACGCUGGGCGCCGUCAUGAUCCCGGCGUUCGGGCACGCCGGCGGGCACGCGGCGCUGCUGCUGGACGUGCCCCUCGUGCUGCGGCUCGUGCGCGGGUUCCUCAAGGAGGGCGCCGCGGCCGCCUCCUCCUCCGCCAGCAAGGCCAGCUCCGCCGCGGCCGUCGGCGGUGGCGGCGCGGCGGCCGCCAGGGUGGCCCGGCUGGUGGACGCGUACCUGGCCGAGGCCGCGCUCGAGGCCGGCCUGCGCCCCGCCGAGUUCGAGGAGCUCGCCCGCGCCGUCCCCGCCCACGCCCGCCCCGCGGACGACGCGCUCUACCGCGCCGUCGACACCUACCUCAAGGCGCAUCCAAACACGUCCAAGGAGGAGCGGAAGUCGCUGUGCCGGCUGAUCGACGCGCGCAAGCUCACGGCGGAGGCCGCGGCGCACGCCGUCCAGAACGAGCGCAUGCCGGUGCGCUCCGUGAUGCAGGUGCUCUUCUCGGAGCACGGCAAGCUCAACCGCCUCGCCGAGCUGAGCGCCUCCUUCAGCGGCCUGCGGAGCCCCAACCCGGCGCUGGAGCUCCCCGGCCGCUGCCCUUCCAAGCGCGAGGUCCUCGCGCAGCACCAGGAGGUGCGCCGCCUCCGCGAGGACGUCGCCAGGCUCCAGGUGCAGUGCAACGCGCUGCAGGCCCAAGUGGACAGGCUGACCUCGGACAGGAGGCGGCGCGGCGGCGGCGGCGGCUUCUUCAAGUGGAGCGCGUUCUGGUUCGGCGGCGGCAUGGGCGCGGACGUCGCGAGGGUCGACGACUCGGAGAGCGGCAUGGAACGCCGGACGCCGGCCAAGGGGAAGAAGGACAGCGCCGCCUCGGCGACGCCGAACGCCAAGUGGCGCAAGUCAACUUCAUGACAUGGAGUUGGAAACGGGCUGAUGAAGGGAUGGGUUGUUAAUUUUUGUUUCUUUUUUUAUUAUUUUUGCUUUUGGUUUGGUUACAGCAAUUUCUGGGUUUGAAAGCUCUGUUGUGAUACUGUCAUCUUGAGUUUCUGUUCAUGAUGAAAUUAUCUCACUGAACUGUAUGAAGUAGCCUAAAAGCAUCAACUUCUGACGGUCUGAAA